AUGAAUCGCACACUUUCAUAUGAUCUUCUCGAGAAUGAAACAGCGCGACAUUCGGCGAUUGUUCAAAAUCUGUGUUUGGAGGGCGAAGGAGCACUUGUUUCCAAUCCCCUCUACAGAUGCUUUCAACUUAUACAAGUAAUCGAAUGCAUAAUUGCUAUUGUAUCUUUGCCAUUGGUCUACUGUAGAUAUAUUCAAUCUGCUGCCUUUCAUAUAAAUUUAAAGAUUUUACUUUGCUUGUACUAUCAAAUCGCUGGUGUUUACGUGCUUGUAGUUUUGAUUUGCACGAUAUUCCAAGCAGUGCUAUGGUUAACAAGUCGCAAUCCUUGCGAUGUGUACCCUUCACGUUUUGCACAUGAAUUUUUCAAUCUCUCCGAGUUGUAUUGUUUACUUUAUCUGUUGGCAUCACAACCGUUGGUGAGCCUUGAAAGAACUAUCGCGACCCUUCGUGUUGAUACCUAUGAGAAAUGUUCAAAGAAGUCCGCCGCAGUGUUAUAUGUGAUCGCAUCGCUUGCGAUUCCCGGCGGCUUAUUGUAUUACGUAUAUCAUGAUGUGCGCUUCACAGAACCUCAUCUGAGCUGCUUCAGUGAUCAAUCGAAAGCUACCGACAGAAUAACGAUUGUCUCUGCUCUUGCUAUUUUCCUAAGUCUCUCUAGCGUCAUAGUCCAGAAAAUAUUAACGUUUAUCAAUUCGAAACGGAAAACUAGAGCAACCGACACACGACUAUCUACACAAUAUCAACUAUCCGAAAACAUUGCAGCAACGUCAUUUGUUUCCUGGAUACUAUUUCUGCAGAUGCUAGCAUCAGUUGGGUACUCAGCAGCGAGUCUAAUCUGCGGUUUUUUCAUCGAAGGGUUGUUCAAUAACGACCGGAACAAAAAGCUCAUCGCCAAGGAGGGUUAUUACAUCAUUCCUCUUGCGAUGGUCCUACUACCUUGGUUGAGCGUUUACUUAUUAAAGGAACGAAACAAAACAAGAAGCUCUACAAUCGAAUCAUCAAUACACCAAUCAAAGGGCGAUAACGCUAUGGUACUGUACUCGUCAAUGCUUAAAGAGCAGUGGUCUAAAUAA
Messenger RNA from Necator americanus (New World hookworm), 1068 nucleotides. RefSeq lists its product as uncharacterized. The record is from RefSeq and is a predicted model, not a curated record. Lineage: Eukaryota; Metazoa; Nematoda; Chromadorea; Rhabditida; Ancylostomatidae. Gene Ontology annotation, molecular function: transmembrane signaling receptor activity. Bases 1 to 1068 code for a protein of 355 amino acids. Gene Ontology annotation, biological process: sensory perception of chemical stimulus. Gene Ontology annotation, cellular component: membrane. The transcript has 8 exons.